Bactrocera tryoni is the source of this 2795-nucleotide messenger RNA. RefSeq names its product endophilin-A (gene EndoA). Bases 340 to 1461 code for a protein of 373 amino acids. The record is from RefSeq and is a predicted model, not a curated record. Gene Ontology annotation, biological process: synaptic vesicle uncoating. NCBI's taxonomy places the organism in Eukaryota, Metazoa, Arthropoda, Insecta, Diptera, Tephritidae. Gene Ontology annotation, cellular component: cytoplasm; presynapse; glutamatergic synapse. Gene Ontology annotation, molecular function: protein binding. The transcript has a single exon.
UUGGCGAAUGUUGGCGCAGUGCUAAACAUUUUACCAGUCAUUUCUUCUCCUAUCUCCAACAUACACCGAAAGCUCCGCUACGAAGUACACAAAUUCUUUGGAUGUGAAAUAUCGAUUUGCAGCGCGAGAAAAGUCCAUUAGCCCAAAAAACACACAAAAAAUUGAAUAACGUUGAAGAAAAUCGGAGUAUCUAACAAAAAAACAACUUCCAAGUGCAAAUCGAAAGUCCACAAAGUCGCUGAAUCGUUUUGGAAAACCAGUAAAACGCGUAAUUAAUAGCUCUAGUGAAAAUCGCAGUGUGUGACUUGACGACUGAGUGAAAAAGCGAAAGUAGCAGGGAUGGCGUUCGCAGGACUAAAGAAACAAAUUAACAAGGCGAAUCAGUAUGUGACGGAAAAAAUGGGUGGGGCGGAGGGCACAAAGCUGGAUAUGGACUUCAUGGAAAUGGAGCGUAAGACGGACGUCACCGUUGAACUGGUCGAGGAGCUGCAGCUAAAGACGAAGGAAUUCCUUCAACCAAAUCCAACGGCACGUGCUAAAAUGGCAGCCGUAAAGGGUAUAUCGAAACUAUCCGGUCAGGCCAAGUCCAAUACAUACCCUCAGCCAGAAGGUCUACUCGCCGAUUGUAUGCUAAUGUAUGGCAAGAAACUGGGUGAGGAUAAUAGUGUAUUCGCGCAAGCGCUUGUCGAGUUCGGUGAAGCGCUGAAACAAAUGGCUGAUGUAAAAUACUCACUGGAUGACAAUAUUAAGCAAAAUGUCUUAGAACCAUUGCAUCACCUACAAACUAAAGAAUUGAAGGAGGUAAUGCAUCAUCGUAAGAAGUUGCAGGGAAGACGCCUCGAUUUUGACUGCAAGCGUCGCCGGCAAGCUAAAGACGAGGAGAUUCGUGGCGCCGAGGAGAAAUUUGCCGAAUCGCUGCAUUUAGCGCAAAUGGGCAUGUUUAACUUGCUCGAAAACGACACAGAACACGUGUCACAAUUGGUAACGUUCGCUGAGGCGCUUUACGAAUUCCACUCGCAGUGCGCUGAAAUACUGCGUGGCUUGCAGGAGACACUUCAUGAAAAGCGAGAAGAGGCUGAAUCCCGACCAAAAGCUGAAUUUGUGCCCAAAACAUUGUUAGAUCUGAAUCUCGAUGGCACCGGCACUAACGAUACGGACAGCGUGAGCACACCGGCACAUCGGGCUUCAGCGGCAUCACCGCUACCCUCGCCCUUGCGCUCGCCAGCCAAAUCGCUGGUGCCGGGAGCUACGACACCACAACGCCAACAGCAACCAUGCUGUCAGGCAUUGUACGAUUUCGAGCCAGAGAAUCCGGGCGAAUUGGGCUUCAAAGAAAACGAUACCAUUACAUUGUUGAGCCGUGUGGACGACAAUUGGUAUGAAGGCUCUUUAAAUGGACGCACCGGCUACUUCCCACAGUCAUAUGUGCAAGUUGUGGUUCCACUGCCCAAUGGCAAUUAAGGGGAGCACGCUUAGCUGCUACAUUUGAUGAGAGCAAAGCACUUCAUCACUCCAUAAGCAACUAGUUGACAAACAAUAAUUAAUUAUUUAAUAUUAAAUUUAACGGUUAAUUAAAUUUAAAGCUACUUAAAAGCAUAGAAGCAUCAAAGAAAAUUCGCAAACAAAUUGAGAUGUGUAUUUAUUAUAAUUAUUAAACUCAAUGGAAAUUAUAAAAUUUAUAAAAAAAAUUUCAAAGAUCAAUUCAUAAAUACUUCAAUUACAAUUCAAUUUGAAAUCUUGGAACUUUUAAAAUGAUAUUUGUAACUUAUAUGAAACAAAAAUAACAAAAACAAAAACCGCAAAUUGAUUGUGCUACUAUGAGUAUUUAUGUAAUUCCUAACUUAUUGCCUACCUAUCAGCCUGUUAUCAUAAAAAGGAAUAUCAUCCAAAAUUGUUGUCAUUUUUAAGUCAUUGCAUACCCUAACCUACACAUACCUACACACAUACACAUAAAAGCAAACUUGUUCCCUAUUCCCCAUUUCUUGCUCUUAACUUUAACCUACAUUGUGUGUGUUGUUUUGUUAUUUAUAUUUAUAUAUAUGUAUUUAUUAAGCAUAAUACAAUAAUAUUAUAUACGUGUAUAUUUAUUAUAACUCUUACAUUAAUCGUAUAUAUAUUUUCGAGGCGAAGUAAAACAGACAUAAACAAGAAUAGAAAACUAAAACGAUAAAUAAAUAAAAAAAACACGAGAGCGAGAGCUCUCUAAUUCCUAAAUACCUUAAAUAUACCUUAUACAUUUAUUGAAAAGACCUUAAAUAAACAAAAUAAACAUAAAGUUUGAACACGAAACCAUCUGAAAUGUAUUGUAUUGAAAAUGGUGUACCACUGAAGCUAAAAACAAGUGUCAUAAUUUAAACCACUGAAUAAAAUAUACGUUUAAACUAAGAACAAAGAAUACAGUGGUCUAGAAAUAAAACGGAUAGGUUUUAUAAUUACCUGUGUUAAACUAAUUAUUUUAGUUUGUUAAAGUUUAUCAUGUAACUAUGUAAGCUGUUAAGGAAUGUCGAAAAUAUGUAUAAAAAGCAAACAUUUGUGUUUAUAUGUAAGUACAGCAAAUGUGUGCUGGUACAAUGAGAAAAAGCGUUAAAGCUAUCAGCGCUGGAUGUGCGGUUUCAAAAAGUUUUUGUGUAAAACUAACUUUAAAUGGAUUUUAAACAAUUAAGUGUUUGUAAAGUGAUACGUAAAUACGUGCAUGUAUUCAUUUGAAAUAUUUCAUGAAAGUUUGCUGCCUUUUAUAAAGAGCUACUUAGGGAAAAAUGUUCAUCAAUUGAAAAAUAAAAUGCAUUGUAAUCGAA